Zingiber officinale is the source of this 1613-nucleotide messenger RNA. RefSeq names its product 15-cis-phytoene desaturase, chloroplastic/chromoplastic-like. The record is from RefSeq and is a predicted model, not a curated record. Gene Ontology annotation, molecular function: oxidoreductase activity. Bases 108 to 1499 code for a protein of 463 amino acids. Lineage: Eukaryota; Viridiplantae; Streptophyta; Magnoliopsida; Zingiberales; Zingiberaceae. The transcript has a single exon.
CAAAUUAAAGGGAAAUGGAUAAGAGGAAGAGGAGGAUUCCAUUUCCAUUCCUCAUCGGCAUUGAGAUGAGAACGGCCCAGAGCUGAUGCUCUUUCCCGCGCCAACCAAUGUCUUUUCUCCUCUCUCCGCUUCCUUGCUCUUCUUUCUCGCCGACUAAGCCUCCCUAUGCAUCGCCCCUUCAAGCUCUCUCCUCGUCCACCACGCCCUCUUCCUCCUCCUCUUCCUCCGCCGCCGCCGUCAUUGUCGGCGCAGGAUUAUCCGGCCUAGCCGCCGCUAUCCACCUCGCCUCCACCUCCGUUCCAUUCCUUCUACUCGAGGCCUCCGACGGCGUCGGCGGUCGCGUUCGCACCGAUUCCCUCGACGGCUUUCUCCUUGAUCGCGGUUUUCAGAUUUUUCUCACCGCCUACCCCGAGGCUCGCCGCCUCCUCCACUACCCUUCACUCCGCCUGUGCCCCUUCUAUCCUGGCGCCCUCGUCUUCCAUGCCGGAUCCCUCCACCGCGUCGCUGAUCCCUUCCGCCGCCCCAUCGACGGCAUUGCGUCCCUCGUCAACCCCAUCGGAUCCCUCCCCGACAAGCUCCGGAUCGGACUCACCCGCCUCGUUGCCGCCUCCCGUACCGACGACCAACUCCUCUCCGCUCCGGAGACUACCAUCUCCACGCGCCUCUCCGCCUCCGGAUUCUCCCCUUCCAUCGUCGAGCGCUUCCUCCGCCCCUUCCUCGCCGGCAUCUUUUUUGACGCCGACCUCGCCACGAGUUCCCGCCUCUUCGACUUUGUCUUAAAGUGUCUCGCUCUCGGAGAGAACGCCCUGCCGUCUAACGGCAUCGCUGACAUUCCUAUUCAGCUCGCAGCGCGUCUUCCCCAGGGAUCUCUCCGCCUCCGCUCGCGGGUAGCGUCGGUGGACCCAGGCGGCGCAGCCGUUACGCUCGAAGGCGGCGAAGUGGUUCCCGCCGACCUAGGGAUCAUCGUGGCCGUCGACCAGCCGGAAGCGCAGAGACUGGUGCCUCAGUUUCUGGCGCCUAAGAGCAAUAAGAGCCGCAGCACGGUGUGUAUCUAUUUUUCUGCCGACCGGUCGGCAAUCGAGGAACCGAUCCUGGUCCUGAACGGUUCCGGCAAGGGCAUCGUGAACAACAUGUUUUUCGCCAGUAACGUGGCGCCGUCGUAUGCACCGGAGGGUAAGUCGCUGAUCUCUGUCUCUUUGGUGGGAUCCUUUCCGGAGCGGUCGGACGAGGAGCUGGCAGCGGAGGUAGUUCGCGAGCUCGGCGGGUGGUUCGGAGCUGAAGAGGUUGGACGGUGGAGUCACCUGCGCACUUACCGGAUCGGGUUCGCUCAGCCGGACCAGACACCGCCGACGAACUUGGCAGGUCGAGAUCCGAGGUUGGGACCGGGGCUGUACAUCUGUGGCGACCACUGGAGCUCUGCCACCUUUGACGGGGCCUUGGUCUCCGGGCGUAGGGCUGCCGAGGCGCUGCUCAACGACCGCGAAUUGGUGCAGGUGUGAACUGCACUGCUAUGCCUCAGUCUUCGCUCACUUUACAUGACCUUCAAUUCAAUUCUGUAUUUACGUUUAGCGUGUGUAAGAAAAGCUUCCGUUUGUUACCAAUUCAAUUCUUCA